This is a messenger RNA of Symbiodinium natans, 912 nucleotides long. The record is from the annotation of a GenBank genome assembly. Lineage: Eukaryota; Dinophyceae; Suessiales; Symbiodiniaceae.
AUGUUCAAAAUGCAUAAGACGGCGAGCGGAACACUUUCGACAACAAUGCACCGAAGCGCCAUACGCAAGGGAUUACGAUGGGCUGGUUGCGCUGACAACGGACACCUGCUCCCAGUGAAGUGGGCAUGUGCAUCGACAAGCGUGAAAGGUGAUGGUCAGUUCGAGUUUGAACUGCGGCAUGCAUGGGGCCCAAACGUAUGGUGGAGUUCUGAGCGAGGCGGGCAGCCACAAUUCUGUGACAGUGCGGAUGGUCAAUGGUUCGAGCAGCUCCUAUUGAGCUAUGAGAGACGCAUGGGCUCUGAAGUUCAGAUUUUUAUCCCCAUACGAGAUGCCUACACUCACUUGCGAUCUCUGCUGCGCCAUACAUCCAAACCAUUUGCAGAGUUCAAUGACUCUGCAUGGCUUUGGAAUCCAUGCUCGAAAGAGUUGGGCCUGCACCACGCAAGUCAAGUUCAGCGGUUCCUAAAGGAAUGGCCCUUCCAAAGAGCAAAGAGAUUGCAUGUUUUGCUUGCUGAGGAUUUGUCUGCAUCCCUAGUUAUGUUCCGCAGGACGGUCAAUUGGUCUCUGAGGGAUGUGGUCUCUUUCAGCACUCACGUCACCAGCGAGAAGCAAGCUGCCCAGGUGCUUGUACCAGCUGCAGAAGACAUCCCUAGUGACCGAUUAAAUCUGGACCAGCAAUUGUACUUGCGAUUGCAAUCAUGGUUUGCAGAUGAACUACAGCUCCACAGAUCCCAGAAUUCCGACUUUGAGCGUGAGGUCUUGGCGCACAAACGUAUCACAAAAGCUGUCGCCAGAGUCUGUGGAGGAAUGAACGAACACCUUGGCGGCAGUUUUUUGGCGCAGUUCUGCCGAUCAGCACGGGCGGAAGCGGACUUGGAGAGCCUCGAUCGCCUUCAAUGCGUUGAAAAAUGA